Arctia plantaginis is the source of this 1020-nucleotide messenger RNA. The record is from the annotation of a GenBank genome assembly. Lineage: Eukaryota; Metazoa; Arthropoda; Insecta; Lepidoptera; Erebidae.
AUGGGCAAACCUGAGUUCAAUGGUGGCCGAGGAGGAGGUGGUAGAGGCGGUUUUGGUGGCCGUGGCGGCGGUAGGGGUGGCUUCGGAGGACGAGGCGGCGGUCGUGGAGGUGGUGGUAGUUUUGAGAAAAGAGGAGGCGGCGGCGUUAGAGGAUUCGGUGGCCGUGGUGGUGGUGGUCGUGGUCGCGGCGGAGGUGGCCGAGGAAGGGGUGGUGCUGGAGGCUUUAAGGGUGGGAAACAAGUUAUUAUUGAGCCACACAGAAGACAAAUUAAAAAAAUUGAAAAAUGUGGGCAAGUAAUAUCAAAUGUAUUUAUUUAUGAUUUUGAAAAAUUACACCCUGGGGUUUUCAUUGCGAGAGGAAAGGAAGACGCACUAGUAACUAAGAACUUGGUACCCGGAUCAGAAGUGUAUGGUGAAAAGAGGAUAUCAGUUGAGACUGACGGAGAAAAAGUUGAAUACAGAGUAUGGAAUCCCUUCAGAUCAAAAUUGGCCGCAGCCAUCAUGGGUGGAGUGGAUGUCAUACACAUGCCUCCGGGAUCAAGGGUGUUAUAUCUUGGAGCAGCUAGUGGAACCACAGUCAGUCAUGUGUCUGAUGUUGUUGGACCGGAGGGGCUGGUGUAUGCAGUAGAAUUCUCUCACAGGUCUGGAAGAGAUUUAAUCAACGUUGCCAAGAAGAGAACAAAUAUUAUACCUAUCAUUGAAGAUGCAAGACAUCCUUUAAAAUACAGAAUGCUGGUUGGUAUGGUGGAUUGUAUAUUUGCUGACGUUGCACAGCCCGAUCAAGCCAGGAUAGUCAGUCUAAACGCACAACACUUCCUAAAGAACGGAGGACACUUUGUUAUAUCUAUUAAGGCAUCUUGUAUCGAUUCCACGGCGCAACCAGAAGCGGUGUUCGCUGCAGAAGUCAAAAAGCUACAGGCUGACAAAUUAAAACCACAAGAACAGUUAACUUUAGAACCUUACGAAAGAGACCAUGCUGUGGUGGUCGGAGUCUUCAGACCACCACCGAAAAAAGCGUAG